GAUAUUCAAAAAACAUUUUAUUUGGAAUAGUCAGGAAAUAGACUUAUUCUUCUUUCUUCUUUUUUAUACCUCUUCCUCCCCCCUUUUCCCUAUAAAUCCCAAAAUAGAAAACGCAAGCCACUUAACUAUCACUAAUUAGAAACUGAACAAAGAAGAAGAAGGGGAAGAAGCAAAAGAUUUGAUGAUGGUGGAAGAUUUGAACUGCUUAUGGACUCUCCUCUCCAUCCUUGUACACCUCGUUCAUGUUCUUAGGAAGGCCUUCAUGAAUGUUUUCUCCAACUCUUCUUUCUCUCAUCCACCUCUAUCAUGGAAGAGGCGUGCCGACAUGCCGGUCUCGGCGUCGAAAAAGGUAAGGGAUGUAUCGAUGGGAUUGGCGAAAAAGGAUAGGAAUUUGACGGCGCCGGCAUCGGCUUCGAAGGAGGUGGUUGUGGAGAAGGUGGAGAGGUUUGGUGGAGAGGAGUUGAAGGAAGGUGAAUGCUUGUCGGUUGCGGCGAGGAAGAUAAGGAAUAGGCCAAUGAAGUUAGUGAUUCCGCAGAGCGGUGUUGUCGGCUCGGAGCUGGGUGAGGUGUUUGGGAAGGAGGAUGAGGAUUUGGGGAGGGGGAUGGAGGUUGAGGGGAAUGGUUAUUGGUUGGUUAGUAGGAGAGGGACAAGGCAUAGGAUGGAGGAUGGAUAUGUGGCCAUCACUAAUAUUCAUGAAGAUUCAAAACAGGCGGUGUUUGGAGUAUUGGAUGGGCAUGGUGGAAGGGCAUGCGUGGACUUUGUCUCCCAGAAGCUAGGAAAUAAUAUAAUAAAAGCUCUAGAAGAGGUCAAAGAGGAUAAUGAAGAGGAUAAGUUGGAAUCGGCAAUUAAAACGGCCUAUUUGACUACAGACCGAGAAUUCCUUAGCCAGGGUGUAAGCAGUGGAACAUGUGUAGCUACAAUAUUGAUAAAGGAUGGAAAAUUGCAUGUAUCGAAUGCCGGUGAUUGUAGAGUAGUCAUGAGUAAGAAAGGAGUUGCUGAUGUUCUAACCAGCGAUCACCGUCCUGAAAGAGAAGACGAAAGGAUUCGAAUCGAAAACUCGGGAGGCUAUGUGAGCUGCUAUAAUGGAGUGUGGAGAGUCCAGGACUCAUUAGCAAUUUCCAGGGCUAUUGGAGAUGUCAACAUGAAGAAAUGGAUUAUUUCUGAGCCUGAGACUAGAAUAAUUCAACUGAACAAAGAUUGUGAGUUUCUGAUAAUGGCUUCUGAUGGCUUGUGGGAUAAGGUUAGCAAUCAGGAGGCAGUGGAUGUAGUUAGACAGCGUAAGAACUCAAUGCAAGCUUGCAAAGAUCUUGUGGAGAUUUCAUGCAGUAGAGGCAAUAGAGAUGAUGUGACUGUAAUGGUUGUAGAUCUUCGAAGUUUUUGUACCGUUAGCUAGUUAAAGAAAAUAGCAUUAAUUAAGUUGUCAUUAGCUCAUAAUUUGUAUAUAUAAUUAUGUUGCAUUUUGCUCGAGUAAUUUAGCAUUUUUUUGUGACAAGCAUGAAAAUCUUGAGGAGGUUUAAAAUGGAGGAGAAAAAAUAGGGGGUUUUAUCCACAAAAGUCCACCCAUCAUGCUCGAAUCAACUAUAUAUGUUCCUGUUGACAUGAAGAUCAAGUUUGAUGGAGCUUAUACUUGAUUGAAUUGAGUUGGAGCACAUUUGGGCCAAAUGGAUCAAAAAAAGAUGAAUAAGUCAUAUCAAGCCAAUCAUCUUUCUUCUCUCUUGAAUGAGAGGUUAAUACAUGCGGAGUCCGGACCCAAGCUCUGUCCGGAUUUUAUGAGUGUGCGCAGUAAAAACACAAUAAAAGCGCAGCGGUGAACAAUAACUCUGCUUUUACUGCGCACACUCACAAAAACAUGACGGUUCUCCGGUCCAGACUCCGCACAUAAUAAUCUCUCAUCUUGAAUGCACAAUGCCCAUGCUAGAGAGUUCCAGUGGUGGCGAAUCCAUCUCGACAUGCCCUUUCUAUUGAUGUCCUUUCUAUUCAUCAAGGAUUUAUCAUGAGGGCUCCAAAUUCAGUUAACAUUAAUGGCAAGCUGCAAUGUCAAACUUUUUUCUGCAAGUGUUUGUUUGUGUGAUACAAUUAUGAGAUCACUAACGUUUUAGAACUAGCCAUGAUAUCCACAUAUAUGUCACGACCUUUUUGUGAUAUAUUUAAGGGAAAUGUUUCUCCUCCAUUUUGACAACAAACAAUAGAGGUUUCUAAUUAUUACCUGUUAUACUUUCAGAUGUUAUUGUUAUCCAC
This is a messenger RNA of Dendrobium catenatum, 2238 nucleotides long. Its product is annotated as probable protein phosphatase 2C 74. The transcript is spliced from 5 exons. The record is from RefSeq and is a predicted model, not a curated record. Bases 182 to 1393 code for a protein of 403 amino acids. Gene Ontology annotation, molecular function: protein serine/threonine phosphatase activity. NCBI's taxonomy places the organism in Eukaryota, Viridiplantae, Streptophyta, Magnoliopsida, Asparagales, Orchidaceae. Gene Ontology annotation, biological process: protein dephosphorylation.